AUGGGAAUUUUACUACCACGCGAAGCCAAGAAGACUAAGAAGUCAAAGAAAGAUAAGCCUACUUCUCCUGCGAAGAAAGUGAAUAGUUCAACCUCAUCCAAAUCCACAAAGCAGACGUCAGAAACUAUUAUUGUGACAGUCGAUGCAACAACAGUGAUUACACCAGUUGUGGAAGAGUCACAAGAAGAUGUGGUGAUUCCUUCGAAAACAGGGAUGUUUCGAAGAAUCAAGAUGAAAUCCAAGCACAAACGCAAGUCUUCAUCCAAGAAAUUGCUUCGUAAACCUCAACCUUCUCAUCAAGGUGUAAUGUUUCGUGAGGUUCCAGUUCUUGUUUCUCCUGCAUCCAAGAAAAGGGCAGCCGAAGAUAUGGCGAAUCAUUUAUCCCAACCAACGAAGAAGAAGCCGAAGAAGGCUAGGAAGAUUGUUUUAUCAAGUGAGUCUACCGAAGAAGAUGAGCGAGUACCAGAAACUCCAGAGACCACUAUUCUUACAAGCUCAAUUCCAGAGACCACGGUCAUAUUCACCCCUGAAGUUUUGAUUGCCAGGUCACUUGUUGAGGAGGUACGAACUUCAGGCUUGGGUGAAAAUAUUUCAAAGAAUGUGUGA
Molecule: messenger RNA, 606 nt
Organism: Lactuca saligna
Lineage: Eukaryota; Viridiplantae; Streptophyta; Magnoliopsida; Asterales; Asteraceae
Source: the annotation of a GenBank genome assembly